Messenger RNA from Pantherophis guttatus, 1478 nucleotides. Its product is annotated as olfactory receptor 51G2-like. Gene Ontology annotation, biological process: G protein-coupled receptor signaling pathway. Gene Ontology annotation, cellular component: plasma membrane. The record is from RefSeq and is a predicted model, not a curated record. NCBI's taxonomy places the organism in Eukaryota, Metazoa, Chordata, Lepidosauria, Squamata, Colubridae. Gene Ontology annotation, molecular function: olfactory receptor activity; G protein-coupled receptor activity.
CACUGAGUCUGGGGGCUCAGCAAUGCAAGCAGCCCCCAUGUGAACGGCUUAGGGAAACGUGCAGAUCCCUUUGCCUACAGCUGAGCCAACCGUGGGAAGACGGGUUUAGCUCAGCUUUCCAGAUGCUUCUGAGGAAACACGCCUGAGCACCCUUAGCCACCCCAAGGAUCAAAAUCCAGCAAGAAGUGAAAGGCAAAUGUCAGGAGGAACCCCAAAUGUUUCUUCGGGUCCUUCUCAAUCUCAACUUUCCAUGUUCAGAGUCAAAAAGGCAUCAUUCAUCGUCUGAAGGAACAUGUCAGGUUCUCCUGAGGCUGCCCUCAACUCCUUGGCACUCCUCAACAGUUCCAAAUUGAAUCCAUCGGUGGUCUGGCUGACUGGGAUUCCUGGCAUGGAAUCCAACCUUGCCUGGAUUUCCAUCCCAUUCUGCUCCAUCUAUCUCAUUUCUGUUUUGGGGAACUCGGUUAUUCUUUUUGUGAUCAAAACAGAGCAAAGCCUUCACAAGCCCAUGUACAUCUUCCUCUCCAUGCUGGCUAUCACAGACCUUGGUUUAUCCAUCUCCACCAUGCCAACCAUACUAGGCGUCUUUUGGUUUAACACCAGAAGGAUCAGUUUUACUGCUUGUUUCACCCAACUGUACUUCAUCCACUCGCUCUCAUUGAUGGAGUCCUCUGUGCUCUUGGCCAUGGCCUUUGAUCGCGUUGUGGCCAUCCGCAACCCCCUCAGAUAUGCCUCCAUCUUGACCAUGCCAAGAAUAAGGAAGAUGGGCCUGGCAUUUGUGGUCAGAGGCGUGGCCUUGAUCUUCCCGUUGCCCUUCCUUCUCAGAAGACAUCACUACUGUUGGGUCAACCUCCUCUUCAACUCCUAUUGUCUUCAUCAGGAGGUGAUGAAGCUGGCCUGCUCCGACAUCACUGUGAACAGCAUUUAUGGCAUGGUUGUCAUUUUCUCCACAGUGGGGGUGGACUCACUUCUUAUCCUGUUCUCUUACAUUGUGAUCCUCAAGACUGUGUUGGGCAUCACAUCACGGAGAGACCGCCUCAAAGCCCUCAGCACUUGUGGCUCACAUAUCUCCGCAGUGUUGCUCUUCUACACACCAAUGAUUGGCCUAACUGUGAUACACAGGUUUGGGAAGGAUACCCCGCUCUUUGUCCGUAUUUUUAUGGGUUAUGUGUACCUUCUGGUGCCACCCCUCAUGAACCCCAUUGUGUACAGUGUAAAAACCAAGCAAAUUCGAGACAAGAUAAUCCAAAUUUUCUUCAAGUGGUACACAAAAAGUAGAAGCUUCUGUUCUUGAUACCAAAUAUGUUUUUUAUAAAAUUCCUUGGAGGAAAUAUCAUGAAAAGCAGAUCAGAUCUUCCAAAAGAUUCAGAGAGCCUUUCUCUGUGGAUCAGGUCACAUUCACAAGUGUAGGGAACAUAAAUUUCAGGAUUGAACUGUGAGGUCCUUGGUGCUCUCUGAACUUGGUUGUUUUCUUGCAGAAG